Trichophyton benhamiae CBS 112371 is the source of this 4701-nucleotide messenger RNA. Its product is annotated as WD domain, G-beta repeat protein. The record is from RefSeq and is a predicted model, not a curated record. Lineage: Eukaryota; Fungi; Ascomycota; Eurotiomycetes; Onygenales; Arthrodermataceae. Gene Ontology annotation, molecular function: transcription factor binding. Gene Ontology annotation, biological process: positive regulation of transcription by RNA polymerase II. The transcript has 5 exons. Bases 1 to 4701 code for a protein of 1566 amino acids. Gene Ontology annotation, cellular component: nucleus.
AUGUCUUCCGAGCACUAUGGGGUGCGGAUGUCGACGUCUUCGGGCUCGCGCUCAGCUUCGGGCGCCUUACUCUCAAGCCCUCCUAUCGAGUUAAAUAAUGAUCUCAGCCCUUGCGCCGCUACCGCAUCAUUGUUUCUAUUCUCACAAGGCCCGACCGUUAUCGCUCUACAUCAUGACAGCUUGGCCGUGGACCGGAGGUUUCACCGUCAUCGCGACGAUGUCCAGAUAAUAGCCGUUGAUAAUGUUAGUGAAAGAGGGGCCGGGCGUUUGGUGGUUAGUUAUGACAUUGGCCACACUGCGAUAAUAUGGGAUCUUUUCACCGGUCAAGAAAUUACCCGGUUUGUCUCAUUUGAACCUAUCAGAGUUGCUACUUGGCUUCGGAAUGGACAUGUUGCAUUUGGAAACAUCAAAGGUGAAAUCAUAUUGUUUGAGCCAUCAACCUCGGAACACAUAUCUGCCCGCACGAUAUUUGACCCAAUCACUGCUUUGGCUCCAACAAUGGAUUGUAACACCUUUGCUAUAGGAUAUCUCAACGGAUCCAUUCUAAUUGCUACCCUUCUUCCAACGUUUACCAUUUUGCACACCCUCACAACUACUAGGGGCCCGUCACCUGUCAUUUCUCUUUCCUGGCAUGCUUCAUCAACCAAGCAGAAAACCGAUAUGUUGGCAUCCCAAACUAUAGACGGCGAUUUAUUUGUUUGGAGCGUAGCCAAACAGCCAUCCACAGAAUCACCCCGAGUUAUAAGAGCCUUGAAGAAAUCUGAAUCAAAUAACACCAGUCCCAAAUGGUUGGCUUGGUCGAAAAACGGCCGCAUUGUUCAGCAUAAUGAUGGGGAGAGUUUGGCGUGGGAUGUCAGAACAAAAAAUGUUUCGUAUGAAACCAUACCAACCAUCCAAGGCAUUCAAGGCAUAGCAAACUAUGGACCUACUGCUACACUUUUCACUAUGGGCCCGAACCAUACUAUACAACAGUAUGAUGUAGCAAACGCUGUAAUGGUUGCAAAUGCACAGCACAUUCCGCAGAAACCAGAUCUACCUGUCGAGCAGCCCCCAGCUGCCGAGAGUGCCCUCACAGUCGAGACCCUGGCGAAACACACUGCAUCCGAACAGAAACACAAAAGCCGCCCAUCACAAGGGUCUUUGCCUGGCGUUGAGUCUAAACUGGACUUGGUUCGUGCUGAGGCUUCAAAGAGUCCGGGAUCAGGAUACAGUGUACCUAUUUCGAAUGGUUCUAGGCCCCGGAACCGCACACCAUAUGCUCCCCGCCCUCCUGGCUCCAAUUAUAGUGGUUCAGCAACCACCUUCUCCCUUGGGUCUCCUAGGCCAUCCAUUGCAGAAACCCUUCACUCUGGCUACUCCGCGCGGUAUGCCAUGUCAAUGAACUCCACAGAGUCUACCUUGUCCAAGCUGCGCCCUGUUUCUAUUCCUGGAAUCUGGGAUGACCCAGUUACCGACCUCUUCCCCUACAUACGCGCUCGAUUAAAUAGCGUAUCAAUAAAUCCUUCUCGCAGAUUUGAUGACCCAAACCUUGGACCGGAUGAACUACGAAGGCAAAUGUUGACAGUGAUAUUUGGAUGGGAGGGAAACAUUGAAGACCUGAUACGGAGUGAAUUUAAACAACAUACCUAUGGCUCACAACACUCAGCUAUCCUAGCAAGGUGGCUACUUCCAUCUGAGUCUGAUAUAAUGGUGCCUAUGGUUGAAGCAUCAACCUCUUCAUAUGUCAAUUGGAUGAUUAUGGCCCUUAGCUUAUUGACCAAGAAAGAAGCCUCAAAGGAGCCUGGCCAGGCACUUGCGAAAAAGCUUAUAGCUUCCAAUGACCCCCACGCAGCCGCGGCGGUCUUGAUGGGUAUUGGGGAAGGAGAACUUGCGGUUGAGCUUUAUGUGUCCAGGAACCAGUUUAUGGAAGCCGUGCUUCUAAGUUGUUUGUUGACACCAGCUGCAUGGACCAGGCAAUCGUACCUUGUUCGCAAAUGGGGAGAACACGCGGCUAUCAACUCACAGCAGCACUUAGCACUGCGUUGUUUCUCCUGCACUGAAACGGCAAAUCCCGUAUCUUGGAAAGGUCCUACUAGUCAUCCCUCUGGCUCCAACCCGCCCUCAGAGAAAAACCAAGUUACCCCGAUGAACGGCCCACCUUUGAAUAACUUAUCCCCAACUUCUCGUCUGAAGAAUCAAUCUCUCAAGCUCAUAACUUCAUUUGGUUCAAAUAAUAACUCUACCUUCCAGUUCCCUGGUCUUGCAUCUGCCGAUAGAACCCCUACCAAUAUGCCUGGGGUUACUCCAAUCGAUGCUGGGCUAGGAGACCAAAUGUUUUCUCCUGGAGGUUACAAUAGUAGCCUUCGGCCAGGUGGUCAUCGAGGCCAAGGAACCACUCCAGUUUCUCGUACCCAUCCUGCAAGCUUUGGGAGGGAACGUCUUCCGUCCAUCGGAGAGUCACCAAACGAUCCUACCCCAACUGUAUCAGCACCCAGGAGCCGCCUUCCAGUUGACCAGUCCUCUGAAUCCGACAAAGAAAUAAAAGUGAUUGACGUACCGCUUGUACCUCCACCAGUGUCAAACUUGAACCAAACUACCACGGAAACCCUCGAGUAUUUAACACCAGCCAGAUACACCCCAUUAAAUGAGUCCAUGAAGGAGAAGGAAACGCCCAUGACAGCCGUACCACCAGAUAGGACCCUGAGUUCCUCUUCGGGCCGGGAAAACAAACUGGAGACUGCAUUAGGACAGAAUCAGCGGAGUAGCAACGGCUCACAAUCCCGCAAACCUGACGGGCUGCAGAUACAGUGGCCUCCUGUGGACGAUCAGUCAUCAGAGGAUCCGCCAUCGGAGGAAAUGUAUUAUCAACAGCCGUCCUCUAACCGCCGAAAUGGCGAGAGGGGGGAUGGCGUGAUGAGUCCAACUGCCUCUACCAGAAGCGCAAGGUCAGGUACAAGUGUACCUUUAAGUGCAAAAAGUCUCGACAAGUAUAUCAGCAGCCUUGAUGGAGCCAGUUAUCAUGCUCAGAGACAAAAGCCACACAAGAAAUCUGGCUCAAGAGCAAGCUCGAAGGAUCCCAAUGGACGUGGGAGAAGCAAACAGAGAUAUAUCCAGCCAGCUAAGAGGUCACCAUCAUCACCCAUUCCCAUGUCACCAGAGGACAUCGCUCUCUACUCGUCCUCUUCUAAAGACUACGUGGGAGUUCGGCCGCCGUCGCGAAAUGGAAGGAUGAGUAGCCGAAUGCGCAGCAACAGUCCUGGAGCUAGAAGCCGGGUAUCAGGACGAAGCACAAGCAGACGUCGAGAUUUCGAUCGCUCAAUAAGGUCACCAACAUCCCCUGUGCCGAUGUCUCCCGCUGAAAGCAGUGGAGAUAUUGACCACAGGUUCAGGCUGUUGAAUGCCGAGCGGAAACAGCGUUAUAAAUCCAGGGAGCGGAGUGCAAAUAGACGCCACAAUCGUAGUAGAAGUGCACCUCGAUACUCUUCAUCUGAGCAGAGGAAUGGAACCGAAAAAGAUAGUGAUACCAGUGGAGAAACUGGCAAUCGUUCUGAUCCAGUCUACCCGGCAUACAACUCGAAUGAUGAGCAACCGCAACCACAGCUGCCCGGUAAUAACCAGAUUGACAAUCAGCUUGAUGAACACGGCAGGAAACGGUCUGCUGCGGCGGAGCUUGAGGCUCGCCGUCAAUCUCUAGCUCGUCGGCCUUCUGCUCCCCCCAUCCCACUCCCUGGAGAGGCAAGCCUCAACCAAAUUCUCUCUGGUCGUCCUUCUCCUUCCCCCGGCCCACAAACUCAUGGUAGAUCCAAUAGCUCUUUUAGCCAAAGGGCUAUGUCGAAAAGCACAGGACCUACCCCAUCUAGCCUAAAUGAGCGUGUUCCGUUUACCAUGCCAAUUGGACUUCCUGCUACCCCUAGGGCUAUGAGACAUCCUAAAUACAGCACCGGAUACAACGACUCUGAUGCACCUGAAGUACCUGAAGUACCACCCCCGGAUGCAUUCUAUAGCUAUGAGAGAAGGCCAUCUUUCAAUAUCCCCCGCUCCAUGUCUGCUCCAAUUCCAGCGGAAGAUGGUAUGCCAACUCAUCCUCAUUUCCAGCGUCAACUUCCUAGUAGCCGGACAAACCGAACUCCAGGUCACAAACGUGAGCCGUCAAACGAGGGUAUGACACUGGAAAAUUCCCGAGUAGAGAACCUACGAGCUGAACAUUCCCGUAUACCCUCCGGUCCACCACCUCCUCUCCUUCCAGAGUUACAACAUUUACAUGCCACUGCUACUCCUCCGCCGCCACCACCUCCACCGGCGCCUCCAUCACGCCAACCACCGCCGCCAGCUGCAUCUGUGCAAAAUGAUGGUCCAACGCAUGACGAAGGGCGAAACUCCCUCAUCUCUGGAGUCGGUACGAUAAACAUUGCGAUUGAUGAUUCUCACAGCCCCGGGCUUUUUGGGCCCCCUAACCCGAACCCCAACUUCCGCGCAGCAUCGUUACCCGCACAUCAGCAAUCGCUGCACCAGCUAGAGGGCAACAUGAGAGCAUCUGCUGAUCCCCACAAACGAGGCAGGAGUGUCAACGAUAAUGUACAGUUCAAGUUUCGCAACCUUACUGACCGCAUGAGGAGCUCAAGUCGACCCCGUAAUGGACGUUCCCCUGCUUCAGACCGUCAGGAUGUGUGUUCUCCAUACGAGAGCCUGGCAAUAAACGGUCCGAUUGAGAACAGAAUCUAG